This is a messenger RNA of Apiotrichum porosum, 948 nucleotides long. RefSeq lists its product as uncharacterized. Lineage: Eukaryota; Fungi; Basidiomycota; Tremellomycetes; Trichosporonales; Trichosporonaceae. The coding region runs from base 1 to 948 and encodes 315 amino acids. The transcript has 5 exons. The record is from RefSeq and is a predicted model, not a curated record.
AUGUCCCUGCGUCUCGCCCUCCCCGCCCUCCGUGCUGUGCCACGCACAGCACCCAAGUCGUUCGCACCCAAGCAGUACCACUCGUUUUCGACCACCGCGACUGCCCGCACAGCCACCGUCGCGUCGGCAGGUGCUGGCGCCGUCCCCGCCAUGACGGUUCGCCAGGCAUCUAGCGGUGGCAGCCGUGCAGGACCUAGCUUUAGCCGCCGCUGGGGCACUCGUCUUGCGUUUGCUCUCGCUCUUCCCACCGCCUUCCUCGUGGGAGCACUCUACCCUCCUCAGCUCGUCCUCAUCUUCAACCCCCGCUACUCCCCUCCCCCUCCGACCGCAGACAGCAAGCACGGAAAGUCGCUCAUGGAGGAGACUGAGCGCGAGCUGCAGGAGCUGUUUGUUGUGGCCAAGAUGCGCAACAAGGAGGAGUGGUACGAGACGCGCCCAUACCAGCGCUUCGACCCCAACAAGAUCCACAACAGCCUCACUGCCGGCUCGCUCCGUGGACCUGGCAAGCUUGCCGUCCCGCCCAUCGCUUUCGCCAAGCACGACGAGACCCAAGCUCUCGUUGUCCUGCACCUUGGUCGCGCACUCUGUGGUCACGACGGUAUCGUCCACGGUGGCCUCCUCGCCACUGUCUUUGACGAGACUCUUGCCCGCAAUGCGCUCAUGAACAUUCCCUCGCACAUUGGUGUGACUGCCAACCUGAACAUCAACUACCGCUCGCCCUGCAUGGCCGACCAGUUUGUUGUUGUCCGCACCCAGCUCGAGCACAAGCAGGGCCGCAAGGUCAACGUGAGCGCCACCAUGGAGACUCUGGACGGCGAGCGCAUCGCCGAGGCCAGCGCCCUCUUCAUCGAGCCCAAGUGGGCCCAGUUCCUGCAGUCCUCCGGUGUCACCGAGGCCCUCGGUGCUCCCUCGCCCAACUCCAUUGCGGCCGAGGAGCACCAGGUGUGA